AUGGUUCCUCAAAGUCUUCGGCUUGCGAGGCGAGUUCCCCAUCUUCUUGUUUGGGCGACUUCAAUAGUUCGGUCACCAAUAACUUUUAAGCCAAUAUCGAGGCGGGCCCUCACCAUUAACUUCGCCCUUAGUGACCCUCGAUUUCUAUGCGUCUGCCAGAAGGCGAGCAGUCCCGUGUUUUUUACAAAAACACCCAUCGAGGGCCAGAAGCAUACCCGUCAAAUAGGCCAGAGGCGCAUCGAGCUGUCCAUCAUCUCAAAACAAGAAACCCAAUCUCAUCCAGAAGAAACCUUUGAGGGACAUGGCCGACGCCCCUGGCUCAUCCACGCACCCUCACGGCCAACUACCGGGCGAUUGGCCCAGUUGCUCCAUCUCACGGCUCCAGCUAUGCGAUCUCCAGCAGCAAGGGUAUCUUCCGGCCGCAGAUCUCAUGCCCGUUCGCGUGGGGCUCACCUCGGCCGAUGGGAGGCCUUCGCAGAGAACUUUCUCAAUCCAAAUAAGGAUGAGAGGGUAUGUUUCGUAUCCUUCCUUCUAAGAGGCCUAGGAUUCCCCAUUCACCCUUUCUUAAGGGGCCUGGUAGAGUUUUAUGGGCUCCAGCUCCACAACUUCACCCCGGUAUCAAUUCUGCAUAUUUCUGGCUUCGUCGCUUUCUGUGAGAUGUUCCUAGACUGUGAGGCCCAUUUCGAGCUAUGGAGGAAAUUUCUGCCUCGUCUGUCGCAACCACGAGGGGUCAAUUCUUGA
Molecule: messenger RNA, 741 nt
Organism: Triticum turgidum subsp. durum (durum wheat)
Lineage: Eukaryota; Viridiplantae; Streptophyta; Magnoliopsida; Poales; Poaceae
Source: the annotation of a GenBank genome assembly